UCUUUUCCUUGCCAAGACUUUCCAUUCUUAUUCUCCCCCCAGGACCCUUGUUCUUAGGACCCUUGUUCUUUCUAGCCCUAAAGAUGCUUGCGUCUGUUUCUCUGCUGUUUGCUGCCGCUGGCUCGGCCAUGGCCGGUCCCCUCCUCGUCGCCAGGCAGGAAGAGGCCGCCGCCGCCGCCGGCCCCGUCCCGCUGCGCAUCAUGUGCAUCGGCGCCUCGGUCACCUUUGGCGUCGGCUCGAGCACGGGCAACAGCUACCGCAAGGACCUGCGCGACCUGCUGACCGCCGACGGCGUCAACUUCACGUCCAAGGACACGGUCAACUUUGUCGGCACGCGCAAGAACGGCGACUUUGCCGACAACCAGGUCGAGGCCACGAGCGGCUUCGUCAUCUCGCAGAUCGCAAAGGCCACGGCCGAGGCCGCGCCCAAGCUGCUCCCCAACCUCGUCCUCGUCGACGUCGGCACCAACAAUUGCAACAAGGGCAAGAACGUGCCCGACGCGGGCCAGCAGGUCGAGGCGCUCAUCCGCGACAUCUACGCAAAGAGCCCCGGCGCCACCGUCGUCAUGCCGACCGUGCUGGUCAACAAGGUCGCGGCGCAGGAAAAGUGCCGCGUCGACGAGAACGCGCAGUUCGCCGCCAUGGCCGACAAGCUUAAGGCCGAGGGCGCCAAGUUUGUGUUUGUCGACAUGCGCUCGGCCGAGGGCCCGACCACGGCCGACCUGUCCGACACGAGGCACCCCAACGACGCCGGCUACGUCAAGAUGGCAAACGUCUUCUUUGGCGGCAUCCAGCAGGCCGCCGCCCAGGGCUUCCUGACCGCCCCGGCCGACAACGGCACACCCGCCGACGGCAAUGCUGCAUAAAGGGUGUGGGCUUGAGUUUGGGGGUAUGGGAGUUCUUUUGUUGUUGUUGUAUACUACUAGUAGUAAUUGCUGGGCGCUCUUUGAUCAGAAGCGCCCAUGAUCUUGGCAUGGAACCAUUGAGACAUCCCAAAUCGCUUGUGACA
This is a messenger RNA of Gaeumannomyces tritici R3-111a-1, 1009 nucleotides long. RefSeq lists its product as hypothetical. The coding region runs from base 84 to 866 and encodes 260 amino acids. The transcript is spliced from 2 exons. Gene Ontology annotation, molecular function: phosphatidylcholine lysophospholipase A1 activity. NCBI's taxonomy places the organism in Eukaryota, Fungi, Ascomycota, Sordariomycetes, Magnaporthales, Magnaporthaceae. The record is from RefSeq and is a predicted model, not a curated record.